CACACACACACACACACCCCCACACACACACACAGACGUAUACGCGUCGCGCGGGUCGCAGACAGCACUUAUCAAACGUCACUCUCCUCAUCCCCGUAUCAUAUCGCAUCACCUAUGUAUUUUAGCACGUUCAAUCAACCUAUAUGUACAUACUUGUACAUAACAUACGCAUAUACAAUACACGCGUGUAUAUAUUCCGCAUAUACAUCGGCUCGAACGAAGUCUCAUUUGUUGCAUCUCCGUGUACACGAUACAGGGGAUGCGGGCGGGAGGUAACUACCCUAUCGAAUUUUUCAAGAAGAUAAUUCAAAAGCCGAAAAAAUGUGCAUCGCUUUUUUUAUUUCUCAUUUCAUAGUCUUCCACCUAUCGUCAGAUUUCCGCAAUUUUUCUCCCUGCUCGUCCGUUUCGUGACGAGUUUUCUUCUCCUUUGUUUUUGUUGCUUUUUUUUUUUUUUUUUUCGUACGAAAAUUCCAGCUCCGUGGGGGAUUUUAUUUUAUUUUCUAGUUCCUGCGAUUUUCUAGUUUCUCCACUUCUGAAAGCGGGUCAAAUUUAGCUACGUCGCGGAAUAUUUUCGUACGACCGCGAUCGGUGUCGUCCUAUUUUUACAACAGCACCGGCACACCGCCGCAGCAAUGGCAAGCGGAGCGACCGACCGACCGACCAACCAACCAACCAACCAACCAACGAACGAACGAACGAACGAACGAAGCCAACGAGCAAAAGCCACAUGGUAUACGUAACGUGCCAGGAAAUUUUAACGACACGUACACGAACACAUAAAUAUGUAUAUCACGCGUACGUGUUACGGAUACACAGUUGUACGUACGUACCUCUGUACGUAUUACGUAGAUGUGCGAAGUAAAAUUUGUUUUAUAAUACACCCGUUGAACGAUGUGGGUGUGUAUGCACAUACAUUUCGGUAUAAGCACGGUAGUACGCGUACGUGUGCGUACAUGUAUGUAAAUGUCUCUAGGUACGUAUGCGUGUGGGUGUACGUACUUGUACACCGCGAGCAAAAAAAUGAUGAGCCAAUUUGUUGCGCGCGAGACUAUCUGUAACGUCUUUUUAACUCGUAUAACAUAUUUCACAUUCAUGUAUUGAACGUCUUUGUUUUUAUAGGUAUGCACGCAUGCCUAUGUAUUUUUAAUAUUCUACUUUUCUCUUUCUCCGUUUGGUUGGCAAUUUCUUUUUUUUUUUCAAUAUUUCGUCUGCUUAUUUUUGAUUCUUUCUUUUCGAAUUCUUUUCUGCCCUUCUCUUUUUCAUCGGGGGAAAACUGAUGAAGAUUGUAUUUACCAGUCAUUUAAUAAUUGCUAUUUUUCGAGAAGAAUAAAAUAAAAAACUGAGAAAUUCUUGGACUUUUUCAACAUCGAUCAACCAAUAUAUUAUUCGCGUUGAUAAAUUGUUUCCUUUUUUUUUUUUUUUUCUCUCUUUUAAAAUAAUAAAAAUGAAAGCGACGAAAUUUGAAAUCCUUAAAAGCGACCUUCGUUAUUACGUCAGGCGACACUACACUAAGCCAAUAAAAAUAUGAGAAAACGUUCUUCUAAUUUUAGCAACGCCUGACAGUGCCCCUCAUCCUCAUAACUCGAUUCGCAAAUAUUUUCACUCGAAAUAAUAACAACUGUUAUUAUUAUUAUUAUCAUUCGCGUGUUAUACUGUUAUCGCGUACCGAGUUUCGGCGAAGCAGUGGGUAUAUAUAAUGUAUAUACCGAAUUCUCGUUAAAUAAACAAUAAAUGGUGCCUGCUACGAUCGUUAGGCUCCUACAAAUCCAGCUGCAAAGCUCGAAAUCGCCACCUUUUAGUAAAAAACGAAAUAAGGUUGUCACAAUCUCAUACAAUGCAGUUUCCUGACUUACCACAUUUGGUGAAACAGUUUUCUUGCUAUAUUUGUUCAUCUACUCAAUCGGCAACGCGGAUUACCUCAUAUAAUUCUUGGCGCGUCGGUAAAACAGAUCACUGCCUUCAAAUUUGAACUUCUCUGGAAAAAAACGUGGAAAUCAAAUUUCCAGUGAAAAAAAAAAAAUAAUUAAAUAAGAUGGGCAUUUGUGAUUUUGAGGUUUGCGAUGGUAAAGCAGGUUACAGCGCUCGAUCUUACCGACCAGUCGUAUUUCGUUGGUAAGGCAGAGCACGGUCAUAACAAAGAUGCAGUGGGGAGGUGAAAUUUUUUUUUCUCCUAGUCAUAGUUAGUCUUCUCUUAAAAUACUACAGGAAUUUAUUUACGCCAGUUAGUUCGCUGAAGAAUACUCAUACGGAAAGACCAGUGUGUGUCAUUCUAGAUUCGCUCUGACAAUAAAGAAUUGUAUUAAAUGUAUAUCAGUAAUUUUUAUUUUUCAUUCUUAUAAUUAUGAAUCGUUGUUGAGAGUUUUUAUUGUUUAAAAAAUUAACGAUCACAUUUAACAGAAUUUGUCAUCAUGGUGAACCGAGGGAGAAAAGAUGCACCGAAUUCGGACUUGAUUCAGGAUGCUAUGGGAAAUUUUGGGCCUUGGCAUCUGUUGAUCGCGAUAUCGGUAUCGCUCGUCAAAUUUCCCGUUGCUUGGAACCAGCUUUCCAUUGUUUUUUUGGCGCCACCGGUUGAAUUCAACUGCAUCGAACCGAUCAGUUCGACGAAUAGUUCGAUGUCGUGCAAAGUCGACGUUACCGGCCAUGGGAAUUGGCAGAAAUGUACCAAAUUUGAAUACGACCGAACGAUCUUUCGCGAAUCCAUAAUCACCCAGUGGGAUUUGGUUUGCGAUAAAAAUCAAUUGGCUAACGUCGCUCAGACCGUGACGAUGUUUGGUAUUUUAAUGGGAAACAUGAUAUUCGGUAUCAUAGCUGAUAGAAUGGGGAGAAAAAUUCCCCUUAUUAUCGCGGUGUUGAUCCAAUCGGUGACUGGUUUGGCGAGUGCCUUCGCACCAUGGUACGAAUUAUUUUUGGCAUUGAAAUUUCUUGCCGCCCUUGCAACCGGAGGAACAAUGCUUAUCAGUUUCGUAUUGCUUAUGGAAAUCGUCGGAGUAAAUUGGCGAUCGAAUUGUUCGGUAUUAUUUCACGUACCGUUCAUGCUUGGCCAUUUGCUGAACCCGGCGAUCGCCUAUUUGACUAGAACUUGGAGUGGAUUCCAAAUAGCGGUAUCGGUACCACCGAUAUUGUUGCUCUCCUAUUACUGGAUUAUCCCGGAGUCGCCCAGAUGGCUGUUGGCGGUUGGUCGAGUAGAGGAGGCUGAGGCUGUCCUGACGAAAGCUGCGAAACGGAACGGAAUUUCACUGGAUAAAGUAAAAGCUGCGAUCGGGUGGCACGAAAAUCACAAAGCGGAGAGGGAUUUCAAGCACGGUGAAAAAAAGUAUAACAUCACUCAUCUGUUCAGAACACCGAAUUUGCGAACGAAAACGAUAUGCGUAUGUUUCAACUGGCUCGCCUGCGGCAUAUGUUUUUUCGGAUUGGCUCAGUACGUCGGUUACCUGAGCGGUGAUAUUUUCAUCAACGUUGCCGCUUCCGCGGCGAUGGAGUUACCUGGUACGGUGUUGGUGCUAUUUUUGAUCUCGAGGGUGUCGCGACUGAAAAUUUUGAUGGCCGGAAAUCUUAUCUCGUCACUGAGCGUUCUCCUGCUCAUAUUCAUAACCGAUCCUACUUUCCGGGUCUGCCUGGCGACUCUCGGACUCGUUGGAAUGUCGAUAAGUUUCCCUACGGUCUACCUUUACAGUUCAGAGGCAUUUCCUACCGUCGUUAGAAAUGUUGGAAUUGGAUUGGCGAGUCUUUGCGCGAGAACGGGAAGUAUGGUCGCACCUUACAUCGCCACUAUGAACGCCGUUCAACCCUGGCUACCUCCCGUCUUGUUCAGCGUUUGCCCGUUAAUCGGUGUUUGUCUUUGUUUCCUUUUACCGGAAACGAUGAAUUGCGAACUUCCGGAAACCAUUGAGGACGGUGAAAAUUUUGGAAAUUUGGAUCUUGUUUCAGAAAAAAAUCCAUUAUUGAGUCGAGCGAUACGUAGGGAAGCUUCCAAAGCUAAAUACGGAAGUAAAAACAACGGACAAGGUUUGUGAUGAAAAAUUUUUUUAUAUA
Molecule: messenger RNA, 4032 nt
Organism: Athalia rosae (coleseed sawfly)
Lineage: Eukaryota; Metazoa; Arthropoda; Insecta; Hymenoptera; Athaliidae
Product: organic cation transporter protein-like
Exons: 9
Coding region: 2409-4013 (534 amino acids)
Biological process (GO): transmembrane transport
Cellular component (GO): membrane
Molecular function (GO): transmembrane transporter activity
Source: RefSeq, a predicted model, not a curated record